This is a messenger RNA of Neolamprologus brichardi, 1701 nucleotides long. The record is from RefSeq and is a predicted model, not a curated record. NCBI's taxonomy places the organism in Eukaryota, Metazoa, Chordata, Actinopteri, Cichliformes, Cichlidae.
GACAACAACUGGCUGGACAACGUAUCGCUCGACAUGGACCACGCCCCUGCCAUCAUUAAACUCCUCGAUGCAGCUGUGAUAAAGAUGGAGGGAGGAACCGAUUUUGACCUGCAGGUCCUCGAGGUUCAGGCGAACGCAGCAGGAGCUGCUGGAGAUGCGAGCGGAGGAGGAGGUGGAGGCGAGAAGAGUCAAGCGGAUCCCAGCGGAGGAAGCGUGGGUGGUCAGACCAGCUCAGAGGCGACUGUAACUCAGACGAAGGAGACGGCGAGCGGUGACGCGGGCAAUAACAAAGACACAGAGAAGGGCAGGAAGAGGAAACGCAGCCUCUCUGCUGACAGCGGCGAGGGCAGUGCCUCCGACUCUGACUCCUCCCACUCUGAUGGAGAGAAGGAUGAGGACGAGGAGAAGGAGGAAGAGGAGGACGACGGAGAGCAUGAGCGUCGUAAAGAGCGAGGGAAAGAGAGGGAGAAGGAGGCUCCACCCAAGCCCCGCCCCCUCCACCUCACCACCUCCCUAUUCAUCAGGAGCAUCCCACCAGAGGUGUCCAAGGAUGAGAUCACAGCUCUGUGUCGCAGAUACUCAGGCUUCCUGCGGGUGGCGCUGUCGGACCCUCAGCCCGAGAGGAGGUUCUUCAGGCGCUGCUGGGUGACCUUUGACCGCAGCGUGAACAUCAAGGAGACGUGCUGGAACCUGCAGAACAUCCGGCUCAGAGACUGUGAACUCGCUCCGGUGGUGAACAGAGAUCUGUGCCGGCGGGUUCGCAGCGUCAACGGUCUGACGCACCACAAACCGGUGGUGAGGAACGACAUCCGACUGUCGGCCCGACUCGUCCACAGCCUGGACCAGAGAGGGGAGCUGUGGACCGGACAGGUGCGGACUUUAGAUGAUAAGCUACUGAAGGUGCUGGACCGCCUGCUGCUCUACCUGCGUCUGGUUCACUCUGUCGAUUAUUAUAAUUUCUGUGAGUAUCCCGCCGAGGAUGAGAUGCCACACCGCUGCGGGCUGAUCCACGUUCGAGGACCCCUGCCUGUGGGCAAGAUCACUGCAACUGAGGUGAGUGAACACCAGCGGAUGUGCGAGGAGCGCCUGGCUCCGCUGCUCUCGCCCUCUGAGACUCUGACUGAGGAAGAAGCGACCAGGCUGGGGAAGAAAGACCCGGAACUAGAGGUGGAGAAGUUCCUGUCGGCCAACACUCAGGAGCUCAGCAAAGACAAGUGGCUGUGUCCUCUGAGCGGGAAGAAGUUCAAGGCUCCCGAGUUUGUGCGCAAACACAUUCUCAACAAGCACGGCGAGAAGGUCUCCGGUGUCCGGCAGGAGGUUGAGUUCUUCAACAACUUCCUGUUGGAUGCUAAAAGACCUGCCCUGCCUGAGAACAAGCCCCUCCCACCGCCUUCACAAGCCGCUCCUCCGGGUUUACCAGGAUUUCCCGGACAGUCGCCGCAGCAGCAGAGCCUUCUGGGAUAUCCGCCUGGAGUCAGACCACCCAUGCCCGGUUUCCCAGGCGGUGCACUCCACCAUCCACCAAACCAGUUCGGAGCUGGGCGGGGUAACUAUGACAACUUCAGAGGUCAUUUAGGAGGCGGCGGGGGGUUUUCUGGGAAACAGCGAAACAGCAGGAGAAAGGGACCUCGAUGCAUACGCCACUGGUCACCAUCCUUCUUUCCACAGCUGCAAAAGAACACCUCCGAGACCAUAGGAUGA